Molecule: messenger RNA, 10253 nt
Organism: Megalops cyprinoides (Indo-Pacific tarpon)
Lineage: Eukaryota; Metazoa; Chordata; Actinopteri; Elopiformes; Megalopidae
Gene: xirp1
Product: xin actin binding repeat containing 1
Exons: 12
Coding region: 1-9657 (3218 amino acids)
Biological process (GO): actin filament organization; actin cytoskeleton organization
Cellular component (GO): stress fiber; focal adhesion
Molecular function (GO): actin filament binding; nucleic acid binding
Source: RefSeq, a predicted model, not a curated record
AUGUCUUAUGGAGCUAGCCAUGAUGAUUCUGCAUCCACUGGAGACCUCAUCAAAUACCUUGCUCGCAACCACCUGGUGACGUCAGGCCUCACCACAUAUGAUGACCAACCAAUGAACUAUUGGGCCUGGAAGUCAUCGUUUCUAAAUGCUAUCGCCAAUCUAGACAUGUCCGCCGCAGAAGAACUCGACCUCCUCACCAGGUAUCUGGGGAAAGAGUCGGCAGAACAAGUUAGGCGCAUAAAAACAGUCAACAUCAGAAAUCCAGCCACUGGACUGUACAUGGCAUGGGGGCGCCUCGACGAAAUAUACGGCUCACCAGAGGCCGUCGAACAAGCUCUGUUCAACAAACUAGAAAACUUUCCAAAGGUUACAACAAAGGAUCCACAGAGACUCAGGGAGUUAGCCGAUCUCUUGUCAGAGCUACAAGCUGCCAAGGAAGACGGCUACCUCGCAGGCUUGUCGUACUUGGAUACCUCCAGAGGAAUUAGGCCUAUCAUUGAGAAACUCCCAUACAACAUACAAGAAAAGUGGCUUUACUUCGAGCAUCUUGCAAAGAACUGCACCGCAGAGAUAAAAUGUACAGAGUGCGAGAGCACCGCUCAUGUGACGGCACUUCACCCCUAUCCACCUACCUGGAAAUCUAAGUCGUCCCCUUCCACUUCAGAGGAUGGCGGGGAGGAGGACAAAGCGGAUAACCAGGAGGUCAAGUCGACGUGCACUCAAGUAUGUGGUGAAGGAUUGAGCGCCAGAGCAUGUGCUAAGAUCUGCCUCGUCAGUGUGUUCCCUAACGGACGCAGGGAAGAGUCCAAGAGAAUGUACGCCAUACUGGAUGAGCAGAGCAAUCGCUCCCUGGCACGGUCAGAGUUCUUUGAGGUCUUCAAGAUCUCCGGGGGCUCUUACUCAUAUACACUCAAGACCUGUGCGGGACGUACAGAGACAGCGGGGAGGAGAGCCAGCGGUUACACUGUGGAGCCAGUGGAUAAGAAAGUAAGCAUUCCUCUGCCUAUACUCCUCGAGUGCAACCAAAUCCCUAAUGCUCGCACUGAGAUCCCUACGCCAGACGCAGCUUACCAUCACGCCCAUCUGAAGCACAUCGCCGACAAGAUUCCGCCUCUGGAUCCGGACGCCAAAAUACUCCUCCUACUGGGCAGAGACAUCUUACGGGUCCACAAGGUCCGAGAGCAGAUAAGUGGCCCAGGAGAUGCACCGUUUGCUCAAAGGCUUGACCUAGGAUGGGUCGUCGUCGGUGACGUGUGUCUUGGAGGUGCUCAUAGACCACUCGAGGUGAGAAGUUACAAAACAGCCAUCCUAGAGAGCGGUCGUGCGAGUCAUCUUGAGCCAUGCAACAACCACAUCAUAGUGAAAGAGGUAUUUGGUCAAGCACCUAAACAUCAACAUUAUCCAGCACCAACUUCCAUCUGCAGCUCAACGACGCUCAUUGGAGACUGCUUGGGGCAGACCGUCUUCGCUCGUACUCCAGACGACCACAGACUCGCCCCAUCCAUGGAAGAUUUGGAGUUUCUGAGGAUAAUGGAAGCUGGGUGCUAUCAGGACAGCUCCAAAAGCUGGGUUGCACCAUUACCCUUCCGGUCGCCGAGACAGCGGCUGCCUAACAACAGGAAACAGGCGUUCGACCGUCUCGUCUCACUCCAGCGUUCAUUGGAAAAACGACCACAGAUGAAAGCUGACUUCCUAGAAUUCAUGGAGAAGAUGCUCAAAAAGGCACACGCAGAAGUUGCACCGCCAUUACAGCCUGAACAAGAGUGUUGGUAUCUGCCCCUGUUCGGUGUGUAUCAUCCGAGGAAGCCGGAUAAGAUCCGUGUAGUCUUCGACAGCAGCGCUUCAUGUGAGGGAGUAUCGCUCAACGACGUUUUGCUCACCGGCCCUGACCUUAAUAAUAGCCUGCUAGGUGUCCUUAUGAGGUUCAGGAAGGAGCAGGUGGCGAUCACCGCUGACAUCGAACACAUGUUCCACUGCUUUGUCGUGAAGGAGGAACAUCGUGAUUUUCUCCGCUUCCUGUGGUAUAGGAACAACGACCCUACCUCUGACAUCGUGGACUACAGGAUGCGGGUCCACCUUUUCGGGAACAGUCCCUCUCCUGCCGUUGCAGUGUACGGUUUGCGACGGGCAGCUAAGGAAGCCGAGGCUGACUAUGGCAGUGACGCAAGAAGAUUUGUUGAUCGUGAGUUUUACGUUGACGACGCUUUAAAGUCCUUCAGCACAGAGGAAGAAGCCAUCAGCGUUCUUGGGCGAGCGCAGAAGAUGCUUGCAGCUUCUAACCUCAGGCUACACAAAAUUGCUUCAAAUCGACCUGCAGUCAUCAAAGCAUUCCCGUCCGAAGAUCGAUCUAAGGACGUCAACAGCCUAGAUCUCUUCGUCGAUGAUUUGCCCAUCCAACGCAGCCUUGGAUUGUCCUGGGACAUGCGUACAGACACCUUCAUGUUUCAGAUUGAGGACGACCACAAGCCGUUCACCCGCAGAGGGGUACUCUCAACUGUGAAUAGCCUCUACGACCCGUUAGGGUUCCUCGCACCCAUCACGGUUCAUGGGAGACUGAUACUCAGGGAACUUACCACGCAAGCAGAGGACUGGGACUCACCUCUUCCCAAGGACAUGGAGAUCGAGUGGACUCGAUGGAAACAGUCACUCCAAGAUCUAGAGGGUCUCCACAUACCACGUCCUUAUACGUCUUUCUCCACCUCAGGUGCUCUGAGAAGAGAACUCUGUGUCUUUGCAGACGCAUCAGUCAAAGCAAUAGCAGCUGUGGCCUACAUCAAGGUGACAAGCCACCAAGAGCAGACUGAGAUUGGCUUUGUCUUCGGGAAGACAAAGUUGGCCCCUCAGCCUGGUUUGACUAUCCCGAGACUCGAGCUCUGUGCGGCAGUACUCGCCGUUGAGAUCGCCGAGAUGGUAGUCACAGAGAUGGACACAGUAUUUGACAACAUCACCUACUACACAGAUAAGGAAGGGUUGCUAAGGGCCAAAGUGUGCAUUGUGAAGAGCGUCCAGAAUGAGUGCUACACAGAGGAGCUUAAGUGCAUCAACUUGGGAGCCAACCUUCCAUCCUCAAGCAGCCUGUGGAAAUUGCACCCCACCACGGACCAAGAUCAACUCCUGAGAGUAGGAGGCCGGAUUGGACAGGCAGUUCACAUCGAGGUAAUUGAGACAAUGAGUUCCGGCAGUUUCAUCAACGCCUUAAGGAGGUUCUUUGCAGUCAGGGGCCCCGCAAAGCAGAUCCGCUCUGACUGCGGAACUAACUUCAUUGGCGCCUCCCAUGAGCUGGAGAUGGACAAGGCCAAUCCAGGCUUCAACAGUGUGGAGAAAUACCUGGAUACACAGAGCUGCACCUGGGUAUUUAACCCGCCCCACGCGUCCCAUAUGGGCGGCGCGUGGGAACGAAUGAUUGGCAUCGCCCGCCACAUUUUGGACUGCAUGCUGCUUGAGCAAAGGAAGUCUCACCUGACACAUGAGGUUCUGACCACUCUCAUGGCCGAAGUAGCUGCAAUCAUGAAUGCUAGACCGCUCAUCCCUGUGUCAUCGGAUCCGGAAUCGCCUCUCAUCCUCACCCCAGCAAUGCUCCUGACCCUUAAGACAGGGGCUGCACCACCUCCUCCGCCAGGCAGCUUUGAGGAAGCGGACCUCGUCAGAGAGGAGUGGAAGCGGGUUCAGGGCCUAGCAGACAUGUUUUGGAACAAAUGGAAACACGAAUACCUCAAGACAUUACAGCUUCGGCACAAGUGGCAAGGAAAACGGCCAAGCCUCCAGGAAGGAGACAUCGUCCUCCUGAAAGACAAUCAGGAUUACAUCAAAAUCAAUGCAGCUCUGACCAGCGACUACUCCAGGUCUGCCCAGCAUUCAGUAUCAGCCAUGGAGAAGAGGAAGGGUCUGCGGAGAGCCCAGUCCUUGAAGACCCUCUCCACGGGUCAUGGAGGGUGGGGGGCAGGGAUGGGGGCAGGACAGCGGGACUGCAGGAAGUCCGUCUCUCAGCUUGUGGAACAAGCUGAGCCCACAGGAAGCAGGAUUGACAUCUUGUUGAGGAGCUUUGAGCAGAGAGAGGGGCGAGGGGGCACAGUUCUGUCCCGAAGCCGCUCCAUGGAAUACCUACACUUAGGUGAGCGCAGGGGCACAGACGCCCUGCGGGCACUGUUUGAGUCCAAGGCCGCCCUCCAGCAAGGUUUCACCAGCAGCCCCCACCUCAACUGGACUCCCACCGCCACCAAGAGGCCAAUUUCUGUCACUACAGGAGCCUGGGACGCAGCAGUGACAACCUGCAGUGCUCCCACCACUCCAAUCAGGAAGGACACCUGCCACCAGGACACAGACAGCAGGACAGUUGUUGGCUGGCAUGUGAGACACUCCCCCCAUCCCCUCAGUGACAUUCAGACACAUCCGCCAAGUGCUGUGCACCACAUCCCAUAUCUCACACCAAUGAGUGCUGAGCACCUCAUAGGGCACAGUCAGCCAAAACCCAGGGAACCCAUCUCCACAGCCUCUCCUGGGUACACCUCCAGUAGCCACGGAGAGAGGAUCUUGUCUCAGCAAGACCUAAGGGAUAACUUUACUCGACAAGGGGAGAAAUCUUCAACUUCGGUGAAAGCCAGAUCUGCUCUCUAUCUGUCAAAAGCAGCAGCUGCCAACUCCACACACAGCACCACAAAACCAGGUAGUGUAAUACAAGAGCACACCAUUCACUCGGGAAAGAAAACAAAAGCAAACAAGAUGGCAGACAAAACCCAACAGAUUAAAGUUUCAAAAGGACCCAGCAAGGAGGAUGACCUCCCUCCUCCCCCUCCCCCUCCCCCAGCCCCAGGACAACCCCAUCUGGAGGGGUCUCAGGUCACUGGGGACCAAGGUCAAGCCUUCUUGCCAGUUCCUCCACCAAAGGAAACGUUCUCUGCAUUUUACCAACAGCGACAGAAGAAUGAGCUCAAAAGGCUCUUUAAACACAUUCACCCAGAGCUGAAGAAGAAUCUCGAUGAGGUUGUAGAUGAGGAACUGGUGGAAGUGCUGAAUUCAGAAACCGCACAGACAGCAGCUGACUCUGGGUAUCAGGGUGAGGUCCAAUCCAUGAGGUGGAUCUUUGAAAAUUGGACUCUUGACAAUAUUGGAGAUCCCCAUGCUACUAAAAGGCUGCUGGAAGAGGAAACACUGCAGAAAGGUGAUGUCAGGGGCACUUCCUCCAUGUUUGAGCACCGUGAAUUAGACAGUGGUCAGCUUUCCACAAACAUGUCAGUUUCGAGAGGAGACCAGGUCAAAGGAGACGUCCACACAGCUACAUGGCUAUUUGAGACACAGCCUCUGGAUGCUCUCAACAAAAUCUACCCAGAGGAAGGAGAGCUAGUAGAGGCUGUGCUGAAGGAACCCAUUCAGAAGGGGGAUGUGACAGGAGCAAGGUUGCUGUUUGAGUCCAGGCCCCUGGAUGCCCUUGGUCGCUGCAGCUCCAUCGAGGAUCACAGCUUCCUAAAACUGAAGUCAGAGAUCCAGGAACAGAAGGGGGAUAUCCAGAAGACCAUCAGACUCUUCCAGGCAGAGCCCUGCUGUGCUCUCAGGGACAGCACGGGCAAUGUCCAUGAGAUCAAGUCCAUCUGUCGGGAGGAGAUCCAUAGCAGCAGUGUCAGAACAGCCCGCUGGCUGUUUGAGACCCAGCCCCUGGAUGUCAUCAACAAGGAUGCAUCCAAGGUGCAGAUCAUCCGUGGCAUUUCACUGGAGGAGGCUCAGAAGGGCGGGGUUGACAAGAAACGAUGGAUGUUCGAAACGCAACCCUUACACUCAAUUCACGAAAAUAUCCAGGAAGAUAAGUUCCAGGGGACCGUGGAGGUGGUGGAGGCAGCCGAUGUCAGGGAAAAACGACAGCUGUUUGAAACCCAGCCUCUUGCUGCACUGAAAGGGGAGUCCUCUGGGGAGGUACCAUCCAAGGAGGAGAUCGUUGGAGGAAAUGUGCGAUCCACACUGUGGCUAUUUGAAACCCAGCCCAUGGACAGCCUGAAGGAGAGCUACGAAGUCGGCCACUUGAAAAAAGUAACUGUUUCCAAAGAUGAAAGCGGAAUGGUGCUUAACAAAAAGCAUACAUUUGAAACCUGCACCUUAGACAGUAUCAACAAAGAGGAAGCUGAGGGAGACAGGAAAAGUGAUGUCCACGAGAUACAAAAAGGCGACGUUAAAGUAUACAAGCACCUCUUUGAAACAAUUCCACUCAGCAACAUUUCAUACCCUGAGAAUAUUCAAGCGGUUAGUCAUGAGGACAUCACAGCUGGAAAUGUCCAAGGCAACAAGGCUCUUUUUGAGAGCACACCGCUGUACGCGAUCAAAGACUGGUCUGGCAAUUUUCACAAGGUCACAACUGUGAGCCGGGAAGAAUCCAUCAAUGGGAAUGUCCAAAACUACAAGUGGAUGUUUGAAACCAGACCCCUGGACCAGUUUGAAGAAGGAAAGGUUGAGGUCAUUCGAGGCAUCACCAGGCAGGAGGACCAAGCCGGUGAUGUCAAGACAGCAAAAUGGCUGUUUGAAACACAGCCUUUGGAUUACAUUCAUUCUAAGGUAAACCAGACAGAACAGCAUUCAUCUGUGCAAAAGAAGGAAUCACAAGGCGGCGAUGUCAAGACAUGCAAGUGGUUGUUUGAGACACAGCCAAUGGACAUUUUAUAUGAUAAAUCAGAGAAGAAACCUGAAGAGGAAGCAAUACCAAAAACCGAUGUGAAAUCCCACACGUGGCUAUUUGAGACACAGCCUUUGGAUAGCAUUAAAGACAAUGAAGAACAUCAUUUGAAGCUUUGCAGUACCAUUCAGGAUGGUGUGAAAAGUGACGUUGAUGUGAAAACCGUGAGGCACCUUUUUGAGACUGAGACAUUAGACAGCCUGGCAAGAGGAGCAGAGGCAGAACAAGAUGUGAGAUAUGUCAGCAAGGUCGAUGUCCAGUCUGGAGAUGUUUCUCGAGUCAAAGAAAUCUUUGAGACAAAGUCCCUUGACGAAAUUGGAUUAGCAUCUGUCACGGUUUCAGAGGCUGAGGAGCAGGGUGAUAACAUAAAAGCAGGUUCUGUUCACAAGUUUACCUGGCUUUUUGAGAAUCAUCCAAUUGACACCAUCAGAGACGAGGAAGAUGGCAUCAAAGAAAAGUGCACCAUUAGUGAUGUGGAAGGUGGAGAUGUUGGGAACAAAAGGUUCAUAUUUGAAACAUUCUCUCUGGACAAGAUCCAUGAAAAAGACCAGCUACUCGAAGAGCAGUUUGUGUGUGCUGAGCAGCCUGUGAAUAUAAGCAAUGUGGAUGUGAAGUCCAGCACCAUGCUGUUUGAGUCCCAACCUCUGUAUGCCAUAAGAGACAAAGAAGGACAGUUCCAUGAGGUCACCACAGUUCAGAAAGAGGAGGUCAUGAGUGGAGAUGUCAGGGGAGCUCGAUGGAUGUUUGAAACAAAGCCUCUUGACACAAUCAAGCCCCAGGAGGAAAUCUUUGUUAUCCGAGCAGUCACACAGGAGGACGUUCUCAAGGGUGAUGUGAAAUCUGCCAGAUGGAAGUUUGAAACGCAACCACUGAAUUCUCUUGUGAGCAGAGAGGUGCCCGUGGUCAAAACUGUGGAGGAUGUUCAAAAAGGCGAUGUAAAGCUGAACAAACAGAACUUUGAGUCUCAAGCGACCACCAACAAAAAGUACGUAAGGAUGGUAAGUGUGACAGAUGUCCAACGAGGUGAUGUCAGGACAUCUACCUGGCUCUUUGAGAAUCAGCCCAUUGACUCUCUGAAGGGGGAGCUUCUGGAGCAAGCCCCUGUGCAAACAGUACACAGAGAGGACAAUCAGAAGGGAGAUGUGAAGAGAUGCACCUGGCUAUUUGAAACACAACCACUGGACACCAUCAAGGAUGCCGAUCUGGCCGCUAACACCACAGUUCGUGAACAAAUGCCACAGGCAGAUGUGAAAAGCACAACCUGGCUAUUUGAAUCAACACCAAUCGACAAAAUCAGUUUUCAGCACAGGGAAGAACCAAGCAUCACUGUUGAGAGCGUGAAGGAGACUCUACUCCAUCUCUGCAGCUUUAAUGCCAUUCAUUCUCAUGGUAUUGUUAUCGAAGCCAAUGAGACCAGAAGUGUGAAAAUGGCCAAGUACCAUUUCACAAACAGUGAAGGACCAAAAAUUCAGAAGGAAGAGAUUGUUGAAGGGAACAUCAAAAAUAUUAUGCUGCAGUUAUUAUACCAAACAAACCUGGUUCCCCAGGUAGCACUCCUACAGGAGGAUGAACAUGGCCAUGUUCAGGCCACUAAAUUUGAGAUUCCUGAACAGCAACCUACAUCUAGUAUGCAGCAAGAGAAAGAGCACAAAAUGGAAAACAUAGCUCAGGUCAUUGAGGGUCUUCUUAGUCAAAACGAGUCUCUGAAAAAAGGAAUCGUAAUUCAAGAAACUGAGAGCGGUUAUGCAGAGAUGACUGUUUAUUCAUUUGUCAUUCACAGUGAAAACAAAACAGAAAGUCAGGAAAUAAUAAAAGGAGAUGUGAAGUCCACGAUUGGCAGCCUGUUAGCUACUGCUCAGGACCAGAAGACCCUGACUUCAUUCAGACCAGAGCAAAGUGAGAAAGGGAACGUCAAUCUAUACAGGAGCUGCAUUGAAAAAGGAGACCUGAAAUACCUGAAAAGCCUUCAGACAGAACCAUCAGAUGAUGAUCUUGAUUCUGUCUCCAAGGACCAGAUUGAGAUCAUUCAGGGGGAUGUUAGGGAGGCAAAGAGAAAUCUCAACCAACACAAGGAGCAGGUGGAGCGAACAGUCCUGGACAUUGUACCAGGUGAUGUAAAAAAUGUCAAGAAAGUCUUCUCCUCUGAGGGUUCCAUUGACCAGUUCAAGGACAGCUGUGUGCAGAGAGAGGAGAUCAUUCGUGGAGAUGUUUCCUCAGCAAAGCAGUCACUUGGACAGGCAGUGAAACAGCCUAUUGCGGUGGAGAAGGAGGAGAUAGUGUCAGGUGACAUCAAGGCAACCAUGCAGUCUUUGGAGCAGGCUAAGCAACAGAGUAUGCGAGUGGAACGCAAAGUUGUCAUUCCAGGAACUAUCUAUGACCUGGAUGUCACAUCCUCCUUGGCAGAAACAAAUGGAGAUGAAAAGCAUUCCUCUACGAUGAAAGAAGAAAUUGUGUCAGGUGACAUAAAGGCUGCUAAGCAGUCUCUAGAACGGGCAAAGAAACAGAGUUCCCGAGUGGAACGUGAAGUGAUUAUUCCAGGUAAAAUAUACAACCUGACUGCUCCAUCCCAGGAAGAACUUUCCUCAACAGAAAAACAAGGCAUGAGCCACAGUUUGGGGGCCUCUUGUGAAAGACAGGAAAUAGAGAAAACCUACCAAACAAAUUUGGUGGAAAUGGGGGGAAAUGAACAAAAUUCAGAUUUUCAAGCAGCCACAGAGAGUUUUGGUCACACAACAACUGAAGCUAAGGGCAUUCAACAAACAUCCCAAGGAAAGCAUCACAUUGUUGUCCAAGGAAAGCAGCAAGCUGUCACUCAAGGACACUCAGCACAACAAAGGCACAUUGUUGCCCAAAAGACCUCUAGUGUCCAGCAAGUACAGAGUUUGCAGACAUCUGUGGAAGUCACACAAAAGAAGGAAAUAACCCAUGUCUCAACAACAAAGCAGUCCACAUCAUCCUCAAGAAGCCAGCAGAUCACAUCAGCUAAUCAAAAGUUUCAGUAACUUAUGGAGAAAAGCCGGCCACUGCAGCACUGAAUUUGGCACCAGUAGCAGACCCCUGUCCCGAUGAGAGCUCUGUUUUGACAAGUAAACCCCAGAGCCCACCACCACUUCCUCCCAAAGCUUUUGAGAAACCUGUGGCUCAAAGACCAGCCCUUCCAUCCAAACCGCACCACACAAAGGCCAACCCUGAUGUCACAGGAAAUGUGCCUGCUCCACUGAAAAAGCCUGAGCAACAAAUCCCAGAAAUACCCCCCAAAACCAAACACCAGUACAUACGAAAACCACUGAUUCCCCCACCUUUACCUCCUAAACCUGUGUCCUAUCAAGAACUGUCUAAGGACUUGUUGCACACUGAAGACGCUAAAGAACCUAAAGAUGUUCAGAUGGUCUGCAAAGGAUUCCCAGGACGUUCAGUAUGUUUAAGUGGCACCGAGGAACAACAUGUUGUGAAGAAAGACACCAUUGAAGGCACUGAGCUAACAAAACUAAGGGAUGAUGUUAAACAUGUAGAAGUUAUGAUAGACAGACAGACCGAUUCCUUCAGUGAUAAAUCCACAACUACAGUUUGUGGUGGAACUGAACAGGAUAAACACGUG